Messenger RNA from Pteronotus mesoamericanus, 5069 nucleotides. It is a transcript of the gene ENTPD5, whose product is annotated as ectonucleoside triphosphate diphosphohydrolase 5 (inactive). Lineage: Eukaryota; Metazoa; Chordata; Mammalia; Chiroptera; Mormoopidae. The record is from RefSeq and is a predicted model, not a curated record. The transcript is spliced from 15 exons. Bases 407 to 1693 code for a protein of 428 amino acids. Gene Ontology annotation, molecular function: hydrolase activity.
AUAAGCAAUAAUCUACUGGUUAGCACUUAACUACCAUAAAAAUAGAUGAACCAGACUAUUGUGUACCCAGAGAAAAGGUGUAUAAGGGAGGAGUGAAGGAUAAAGAAAGGAGUGAGUUAGCAAAAAGCCACACAGCUAGUUGCAAACUAGCACAAAGGUGAAUGUUGUUCAUGAGCUUGACUCAGAACGUCUGAAAGAGGAGCAAAGAGCAAAAGGCAACCAGUGGUGAAAGCAAGGAUUCACAGGGAACAGGCUCAAGCAGUUAUAUUUAGAUUGAUCUACAUGACCAGCCUAUUUGUUGUAAAAGAAGAAUCAGCCAGAGGGGGUAAUUUGAAAUCCACUACAGGUGUUUGAGCAGCACUGCUUCUGUAACAAAAGCCUAGACUCACCACAUCUUGGGACGAGAAUGGCCACUUCCUGGGGGGCAGCCUUUUUCAUGUUGGUGGCAUCCUGUGUUUGCAGUACUGUCUUCCACAGAGACCAGCAGACAUGGUUUGAAGGUGUCUUCCUGUCUUCCAUGUGCCCCAUCAAUGUUAGUGCCAGUACCUUGUAUGGAAUUAUGUUUGAUGCAGGGAGCACUGGAACACGAAUUCAUGUUUACACCUUUGUGCAGAAAAUACCAGGACAGCUUCCACUUCUGGAAGGGGAAAUUUUUGAUUCUGUGAAGCCAGGACUUUCUGCUUUUGUAGAUCAACCUAAGCAGGGUGCUGAGACUGUUCGAGGACUCUUAGAGGUGGCCAAAGACUCAAUCCCUCGAAGUCACUGGCAAAGGACCCCAGUGGUCUUGAAGGCAACAGCAGGACUGCGCCUAUUGCCGGAACAGAAAGCCCAGGCUCUGCUCUCUGAGGUAAAAGAGAUCUUCAGGAAGUCGCCUUUCCUGGUACCAAAUGACAGUGUUAGCAUCAUGGACGGAUCCUAUGAAGGCAUCUUAGCUUGGAUUACUGUGAAUUUUCUAACAGGUCAGCUGCGUGGUCACAGCCAGGAGACUGUAGGGACCCUGGACCUAGGGGGGGCCUCCACCCAAAUCACGUUCCUACCCCAGUUUCAGAAAACCCUUGAACAAACUCCUAGGGACUACCUCACUUCCUUUGAGAUGUUUAACAGAACUUACAAGCUGUAUACACAUAGUUACUUGGGAUUUGGAUUGAAAGCUGCGAGACUGGCAACUCUGGGAGCCCUGGAAGCGCAAGGGACUGAGGGACACACUUUUCGAAGUGCCUGUUUACCAAGAUGGUUAGAAGCCGACUGGAUUUUUGGGGGCGUGAAAUACCAGUAUGGUGGCAACCAAGAAGGGGUGGUGGGCUUUGAGCCCUGUUACUCUGAAGUGCUAAGGGUGGUCCAAGGAAAACUUCACCAGCCAGAUGAGAUCCAGAGAAGCUCCUUCUACGCUUUCUCUUACUAUUAUGAUCGAGCUGUUGACACACACAUGAUUGAUUAUGAAAAGGGGGGUGUUUUAAAAGUUGAAGAUUUUGAAAGGAAAGCGAAGGAAGUGUGUGACAACUUGGAAAACUUCACCUCAGGCAGUCCUUUCCUGUGCAUGGAUCUCAGUUACAUCACAGCCUUGUUGAAGGAUGGCUUUGGCUUUGCCGACAGCACCGUUUUGCAGCUCACAAAGAAAGUGAACAACAUAGAGACAGGCUGGGCCUUGGGCGCCACCUUUCACCUGCUGCAGUCUCUGGGUAUUUCCCACUGAGGCCCAGCCCUUCCUCUGAGGCCUGCACUUGUCAACAACUCUUUUAAAGGGAGAAGGAGAGGAGACUCAGUUGUGUUCUGAGGUAGUCUGGAAAUCGCCUGGAUUGGAACCCUGCAGCUGGCUUCAUCAGGAGGAAGGGGCUUUUGUACACAGGUCUUGCCCUUAAGUCUAGAGAUCUGGGUUUAAUUGAUUUUACACAUCCAAUAUGAACUGUUAUUUAACCAUUCUGCUUGCACAGCUGGUUCCAGAGUCUAAAUCUUUGAACAUGCUUAUAUUUCACAGAGAGCCAAAAUGAGUAGCUUUGGAACAACCUUGGAGAACCCAGGGACUCAUUUCAACCAUUUGAGUGCCUCAUUUCUUUGAACAUUUAAAUUUUCCUUACAUGUUAAACUCAGCUGACUGAUUGCAAUCCCAUGGCCUAUCAACACCAGUAUUUAUUUCCUCCCUGCACAUUGCCCUGGUCCAACCCUUAUCACACCCCCUUCCUACAAAAAAGGAAAAAAAUCUGGUUUUGCUUUUCAUGUUAAUUCGAGGAAAGAAAGGUACCACCUCUGAAGUUGUGUGGUCCUGCUUUGUGCUAGCUGCAUCAGCCAGCUGAGAUCCAUCCGGACUCUUAGCAGGAUGGAAAGCAACUCCUACCUGCACAGAUUCCAGCCUUAAGAAAGGAGGCCAUUCAGUCUCUAAGGACAUGUCUUUGGAGGGUAUGACUGCCUUGUAUAGGUUGCCUUUUUUUAAUCAACUUUUUAUACGUUAACCAUGGGAUUAAUGAACAUGUCCAACCUUAUAUGUGUUUAUUCAGUGCCUGUACCUCCUUCCAGGCUGUACAUCGUAAACUUACUUUGUAUUUCUAAGAAAUACAUCUAUACCCUAGCUUUUGGUCUGUGAUCAGAGGCCUCAGGCUGUGCUAUUCAAGGAUCUGUAUUUUGGACACAGCUCCUUUCAGUUUUCCCUUUUACUCUGUUUAUAGCAGGAUCUCUUCCUACCUGGUCCUGGAUUAUUUUAGCUAACAUCUAAAUUAUUUGUCUAGUUCCAGGGUUUCUGAUACCCUUUCUCGGUGAUAACCUAACAUUUGAUUUGGUUGGCCAUUUUAGUUUGACUGCUCUGAACUCUUUUUUUGUGAAUUAUUUUCCCUAAAAUUCAUUGUCUUGUACUUUCCUACAUGACCAUCAUCUGCUUCUUGUCUACCCACUCGAGUGCUCUUGGACUUUAAAGAUCUUCCUGCCCACUGGCUCAUUUAUCUUGGCUCUUUAACUCCAGCUACUUUCCAAUGGAGACUCUCUCUCAAACUCGUAGCUCUCACAGUACACUUUUCUCUCUCACAAAAGAUGUUAAAUACUUGGCCCUCACACUAGUUCCUGGGGAACCUCAUUUUUUAAAGUUUUUCCACUGAGUCAAUAAAUAUUUAGUAUCUGAUGUGCAAGUCCCUAGGCAAAUUUCCAUAUCCUCCUCCUCAAAGUUUUAGUUGUUUUUUAAAAAAAUUCGAAGUGAAAUUUCUUCACCCUUCACACUAACUUUUAUUAUACUAAGGUCACCUUCAUACCUAUUGCCUUCCUCAAAAAAUGCUAAUACAUAAUGAAACAGAAUCUUUAGAGGUGGAAGCAGCCUAAAGAUAUAAUCCAGUCUUCUAUUGCAGAAUUCCUGUAACAUUUCUAGGUGGCUGUUGUUCAGCUUCUGGUUAGGCAUGUUUUCCUUCAGACAGGUCGUUCCAUUUGGGACUGCACAGAUGUUAAAAAUCACCUCUCCUUAUAUUGAGCUGAACUGUCUUCUCAGAUCGCUCCUUUCGUAGCUGUUCAGUCUUUUAAAGAAAAUUCCUCCAAGUUCUUUGUGGCCUCUUCUUUAAUGCAACACAUGGCUUCUAGACCCCUUACCAUUUUUGUCACAAAGGUAGAGUGCUAGACCCAGUUAUAUGCUAUAUGUGAUUCCACAUGAUUAGGGAGAGACCAGUUUCUCUAACAGAAACCAAGUUUUCCCAAGAGGUAAGCUGUGUUCACCAAAAGCUCCUCCAGCUUGAUGAAUCCAGAGGUAAGAUUCCCUGGUCUUUGUCACAUUUUUUUCUCAAGCUUUUCUUACAAACAGAAAACAGAGGCUGUUUAGACUCCUUUGUGUAUUCCAAGUACUUCCAGAACUCUUGCAUUAACUUCAGAAAUGUAUCUACAUAUAUUCUGAUAACCUCGAUUAGAACAUUUGGAGAAUCAACCAGUUUAUCAAUUUUAGAACCAAUUCAGAAUAGGAAUUUUUAUUUCUUAGAGAAAAUGAUUUCUCUAUAAUGUCCUUUCUGCCCCUUAGUGUACCUUUUGGGCGCCUUAUUAAGUAAUCUUAUAGUGUCUAAUAUUGCUGGUUGUUUCUUUGCUAUAAAUGUGUUUAUAUAUUUCAAGUACUUAGGACAUGGCCUGGCACAUAGACAUGUGUUUAUCAUCAUCAUAUGAAGGACAUCCUCUGUGGGUUAUGGAGGUCCUUGCAAGGUGUGCCUUAAAAACUCUUCCUAUCUUGCCUGAUUUUAUUUGCAUACUUUUAGAGAGUCCAUGGUCUCCUUACCUGUGUUACCUUUCAAUUUUUUUGAAAGAUGAGUUUUUUCUGCUCCCCAUAGAUGACCUUUCUAGACUCUGCUAGUAGUCACACAACUUUCACAGUAGUUGCCAUCUUUAAUUCUAGGCACGUUUAUCCUGAGAUUCCAGGAAUGUUUGUGACAUUGUCACUUUUUUACUCUAGUAUCUUAUAAAUUUUCUACAUUUGCCUGAAAAACUCCCCUGCAGACUGUUUCUUCUCAUUUCAUCAUCAAAGCAGACUUUUGGGCAAAAUGUUCUUUACCAUAUCCAAAGCUAAUGGAUUCACAAAUCUCUUCAAGAGGCAUCUCUGGUACUGUGAAGUGAGCUCUUCAAAUACCCCAGCACCCCCGGCCCCGAUCAGCCACCAGUCUGCAAGCAAAUGAACAAAUUCUGCUGCUAAUUAGAUUUUCCCUUUUGGCGUGGUUCCUGAGGUCUUCAAACCUGUGCAAUGAAGUUAUUUAUUGUUUUAUAAAUAAAAGGGUAUCCCGGAGAGGAACCAUAAAAAAAAUUGAGAUCUGGUGCUGAAAUAAGGAAGUAAUAAUUAGCAUUAAUGAGAUUUGGUUUUCUUUUCACAAAAUCCAGUGCACCUACAACAAAGGUUAAAGCAAUUUAUUUAAUUUGUUAAUUUUAAAACAGCAAUUCAAACAAAAAUGUAUAGAUUGAAUAUUUCUAAUUCUUAUCUUUACAAAAAGAACUGCAUAAAUCUGUGACCAGCACUUAAAAAAAAUGUGUAUAAAUCUUUCUUUAGAAAGGAUUGUUAACAAGUAAAAAUGAAUGAGACAGCACCUUAGCAAUUUGUUUUAGUAAUAAAAAGCUCUUUUCAACAAAAA